CGCCUACGCGCUGUCAAGACGGGCGUCGCUGCUGCGUGGGCCAGGCUCGACGGCGCGCGCGCGGGCGGCGGCGGCGGCGCAAGGGGGGACGAUGGGCCGGUGAGCGCGACGGGCGGGGCGGCGAGCGCGAGGGAGAGGGCGCACGAGGGCGGCGCAGAGGGGCUCGACGCGCUGCUCGAGGGCCUGAGCCUCGGCGGCGGCGCCCAGAGCGCCCUCCCUCGCGCGACCGCGACCGCGACCGCGCUCGAGGUCGUCGGCGGGCCGUUCGACAUUCUGAGCACGACGGCGACGAUGCGGGUCGACGACGCUGCGCUGCGGGUCGUGCACCCGGUGCCGAACCGGGCGCCGGGCGACGACGGCGCCGACGGCAACGACGGGUGGUCGACCGCCUCGUCGACACCUCCCGCUCCACCUCGUCCUCCUCCCGGCGACCCGUCCACCUCCGCCUCUCCCUCGUCCUCCCGCCCACCCUCGUCCGCCCCGCUCCCCUGGCCCGCCCAGCUCCAGCACCUGUGCCGCACCUCGCCCACCUCGCUCCUCGUCCCACCCCUCUUCUCCGAGAUCCCGCCCCACCUCCCGCAGGGCGACCUGUACCUGUGUCCGGGCAGCGAGGGCGCCAUCUUUGGCGCACUGGGCGCCGCGUGCGAGGGGGUCGAUCGGGUCGUCGAAGGGGCGGCCGGCGAGGGGAGGAGGGGGUUUGUGGCCGUGAGGCCGCCGGGGCAUCACUGCGGCGAGUCGAACCCGCAAGGGUUCUGCUUCGUCAACAACGUGGCCGUCGCGGCCGCUCACGCCCACAUCAAGCACGGCAUCAACCGCGUCAUCAUCCUCGACAUCGACCUUCACCACGGCAACGGCACGCAGGAGAUCGUCUGGCGCCUCAACGCCGACGCGCAGCGCGUCGUCUCCGAGCACGACGAGCGCGCGCUCGCUGCCGCUGCUGCCGCUGCUGCGAGCGCCGCGAGGGCGUCGCCGAGGAAGGGGCCGCUCCAGGUCAUGUACGGGUCCGUGCACGACAUCUGGUCGUACCCCUGCGAGGACGGCGACCCCACCCUCGUCGCCGCCGCGUCCCUCUCGCUCUCGGGCGCGCACCACCAGCACAUCUCGAACGUGCACCUGGACGCCUUUUCCUCGGAGCAGCAGUUCCACGACGAGCUGUACCCGCGGUACUGGGACGCGUUGGGCGGCAGGGCGGACGAGUUUUGCGAGAGGACGGGCGCAGCUGGGGACGAGACUUUGGUGAUCGUUUCGGCGGGCUUCGACGCCUCGCAGCACGAGUCGGCCGGCAUGUCGCGCCACGGGCGCAACGUCCCGACGUCCUUCUACCGCCGGUUCGCGCGCGACGCCGCGCUCCUCGCCGAGCGGCGCGCGGGCGGCAAGGUCCUCGGCGUCCUCGAGGGCGGGUACUCGGACUGGGCGCUCGCGAGCGGCGUCGGCGCCUUCUUGUGCGGCUUGGUCGGCGGCGAGGAGGGCGGCGAGGGAGAGGGAGACGCGGGCGGGAGCGAGCGCGACGCGUGGUGGGCCGAGGGGAACCUCAAGAAGCUCGACAAGGCGUGCUCGGUCGCCAAGCCCCGUCGAGGCGCACCGUCCUCCUCAUCGUCGUCGUUCGCCGCCAAGCACACCCUCGUCGGCGCCUCGCCCGCCGACGCCCUGUCGGACCCCUGGCUCGCCCAAGCCGUCGACAUCUUCACCCGCAUCGACGAGCACACGACGCUCGCGCCUCCCGCUCCUCGCCCCUCCUCGACCUCGGCGCCGGCACCGCCCCGCCAGCUCCGCGAGCGCAAGGUGCGCCGCAACUACGCCGGCCUCGACGACGGCUCGACGCCCAUCCCCUCGCCCGAGCGCGAGCGCGAGCGCGUACCGGCGCCGGCGAGGCGUGGUGCGCCCUCCUCGGCGGCGGCAAUGGCCGCGGCGCUCGCGCCGCCCGUGCCGUUCGUGCCGAGCGUGCAGGCGACGACGAUGGCGGCUGCGGCGCCUCAGGUCGAGGGCGAGGGUGUCGGCGACGACGGGCAGGGCGCGACGGGGCAGGGCAGGCCGGCCGUGCGGUUCACGUGGAGGCAGGGCGGGUUUGGCGGCGAGCCUCGAGCGUAG
Molecule: messenger RNA, 2088 nt
Organism: Rhodotorula graminis WP1
Lineage: Eukaryota; Fungi; Basidiomycota; Microbotryomycetes; Sporidiobolales; Sporidiobolaceae
Exons: 7
Cellular component (GO): nucleus
Molecular function (GO): histone deacetylase activity
Source: RefSeq, a predicted model, not a curated record